Messenger RNA from Aspergillus uvarum CBS 121591, 1707 nucleotides. RefSeq names its product DUF3176 domain-containing protein. Bases 1 to 1707 code for a protein of 568 amino acids. The transcript has 2 exons. The record is from RefSeq and is a predicted model, not a curated record. NCBI's taxonomy places the organism in Eukaryota, Fungi, Ascomycota, Eurotiomycetes, Eurotiales, Aspergillaceae.
AUGAGACAUCUCAAGGAGGAGUAUGAGCUGGGGUACCACAAAGUGGACGAACCCGGGGAGGCGAACCCCACGCGGAAACGGCCUUUGUCAACCAUGCUGUUGCAGCCCCGGGCGGUUGGCCCAUGGGGAGCUGGCUGGGUCUUUGAGAUUGGGAGCUGUGUCAUCGCGGUGGGCGCUCUGGUAGCUAUCAUCGUCGUCCUGCACACGUACGACGGCAAACCCAUGCCGGCUUGGCCGUACGGCAUCACCCUCAACGCGUUGGUGUCGCUACUCGUGACGGUCAUGAAGGCGGCCAUGGUCUACCCAAUCACUGAAGGGUUGUCGCAGCUCAAAUGGUCGUGGUUCAACCGACAAAACAAGCUCAACGAUUUGGCAGUGCUGGACGCUGCCAGUCGUGGUGCUGUCAACGCGGUCUUCGUCUUGUUUCGCUUCCUCCCACGCCAUCUGGUGACGGUAGGAUGCUUCAUCCUCGUGGUAGCGGCAGCGAUUGCCCCUUUCGUGCAGCAGGUCAUCAGCAUCACCUCUCAGCCCAUCCACUCGCCGGGCCAGUCGUCGAUCCGGGUUUGCAACACGAGCUCGUAUGUGGACUACGGCGAAGGGGCAGGGCCCGGCAUGAACAAAGUGCCGCUCUCCACGGCGGGGGCCAUCUACACAGGGCUGUUCCAAAGCACCGUAAUAAACAGCCAAGCCCUAACCAUGACCUGCCCAACGGGCAACUGCACCUUUGCCCCGUACCAAUCCCUCGGGCUGUGCCAACGAUGCGCCAACAUCACCGACGCGUUAACCCUAACCACCGCCAACCCGGCCAGCACCAUGAGCACUUACCACUACAACCUGACCAACGGGUUCAGUUUCUCCACCUCCUGGGGCGGGAUCUACCUGAUGAACGCGACGACAGGCUUAGACCUGGUGAAGCUCGACGCCUCCGCCCUUCCUCCGCUGAUCCUCAACUUCACCGCCAUCAGCGCCGCAGGCUACGGCGUGCCGCCCUCCAUCAGCGCCACCGAAUGCGCCCUCUACUUCUGCGUGAAGACCUACUCCGCCUCAGUGGAGGAGGGUGUCUUCAACGAAACCCUGGUCUCGACCGCCACCAUCUCCAACUCGUCCACCGCCUCGGACAUAACGACCGACCUGUCCCUCUUUCCCGACCGCUGCACCUCCAACCAAACUGCCGACUGCACCUACAGCGUCAGCUGGCUCAGCCGCCUCGCGCUGUCCAACUCCCUCAGCCCACUCCUGACAGGCAGCGGCUCGCUCUUCAUCAGCAACCGCCCCAGCUGGACCUCCGACACCAUCCAAGCCCUGUACGGGGUGCAGGGCAACUACACGGACGUCUUGGGGGUGUUUACUUCCCUCGCGACCGCUCUGACGACACACGCGCGCACUGAGGUCUGCGCCGCGACGGUGAACGGCACCACCUGGACAGUCGACUCGUUUGUGCACGUGCAGUGGCCGUGGCUGACUCUGCCUAUCGCGUUGGUAGCCAUGACGCUGGGGUUCCUGGUGGCGACGGUGGUGCGCACCCGCAACCAAUAUAUCUGGAAGUCGUCGCCGCUGGCGCUGCUGUUCUCGGACGUGAGUCUGGAGGCGCCGCAUCAGAUGCGCCGGAGUCCGGACUUGAGUGCGAUGGUAGCGGCGUCGCGGAGUUUGGAGGUGUUGUUGGAGACGACGGAUGGGGGGUCGCGGUUGCGGGCUGUUGCGAGAUAG